This is a messenger RNA of Cotesia glomerata, 3598 nucleotides long. Its product is annotated as protein MTSS 1. Gene Ontology annotation, cellular component: cytoplasmic side of plasma membrane; actin cytoskeleton. Gene Ontology annotation, molecular function: phospholipid binding; actin binding. The record is from RefSeq and is a predicted model, not a curated record. Gene Ontology annotation, biological process: cell projection assembly; plasma membrane organization. The transcript has 9 exons. NCBI's taxonomy places the organism in Eukaryota, Metazoa, Arthropoda, Insecta, Hymenoptera, Braconidae.
AUCACAAAGAGUAAAGAGUGCAUUGUGGAUGGAAGUAGAGUAUAGUUGUAUAGUUGCGGCUGCGGAUGGUGAUGGUGGAUGGUGGAAAAAGACUCAAGAGAAUAAGAUUAGAACUGUAGGCUUUUGCUUUAGCUCCAGUGAGUCUGAGCAAGUCUGAGUGAGUCUGAGUCUGUGGUGAGUCUCGCGAUUUAUUUUUCUCGGUCUUCAAAUGUUGAUUUAAAAUCCCGCACUUUUAAGUUCACUCUUUAUUAUUAUUAUUAAAUAUUAAAUAUUAUUUUUUUUAAUGGUUAAUAAUAAAAAAGAGAAUAUUAUAUCAUCAACACUUAUUAAUUAAAUUACAUAUUAAAUAUUUUUUAUUCUAUCUUAUUAUUUUAUCCUGAGUACAGGAUGUAUGUGCGCAUAUAUAUUUAAGACAAAAUAUAUAAAUAUAUACUGUAACUAUUGGGUCAGGACAAGGACCGUUUAAUUGCGCCGUGUUCGAAUAUCAGAGAGUGGGUCGAUGGCGUUAAAUGUCUGUAUUAUUAGUGAUUAGUGAAUUAUUCAAGAUUGACAAGGGAAAAUUUGGCUGAUAGCAAAAAAGAAGAACGGCGUCAUGGAUGUCAAUGUUGAUCGAGAUUGCAGCGCUCUGGGUGGACUUUUUCACCAGAUUAUUACGGAUAUGAAGAAUGGAGCUCCGCUCUGGGACGACCUGAUAUCAAAAGCGACCAAACUGCACACUUGUCUGAAAGCAGCGAUACUCGCGGUGUCAGCUUAUCUGGAGGCCUUCCAGAAAAUCGCUGAUGCUGCUACCAGUGCUAGGGGAGCGACCAAAGAAAUUGGCACUGCCUUGACGAGGAUAUGCUUGAGACACAAAGCCGUUGAAACGAGAAUGAAAUCAUUUACUUGCGCAAUAAUGGACCGGCUGGUGAUGCCGCUCCAAGAAAAAUUAGAAGACUGGAAGAAAGCCCUGAUAGUUCUGGACAAAGAGCAUACAAAAGAGUACAAAAAAGCAAAGGCCGAACUGAAAAAGCAGCGUACAUCGGCAGUAGACACUUUGAGACUUAAAAAAAAAACUCGAAAAAUAACAACGAAUCACGGGCCCGGAAUGGGUACCGGUAACAUCAGCGAAUCCUUUCAGGGAAAUAAAGAGGAUGACAUGGAACUAAAUCGCAGAUUAUUAGAACCAUCUGUCGCAGACAAACGAAUCAGUUUGGAAGAGACUGAGCGAAAAGCUGUUCGAGCCGCUUUAUUGGAGGAACGCGGACGUUUUUGUCAUCUCGCGAGAUUGCUCAAGCCGGUUCUCGAUGAGGAAAUAGCGAUGCUGAUGGAGUUGACACAUCUCCAAGAGGUAUCUGAGCAACUGGAACGACACACGCUGGCCCCGUAUGAUCUUCCAGCGCAGUGCGAGCAAAUAAUAACAGACUUGAAGGAGCGAAGUGACUCGGGCCAGUGGCCAUUGCAUCACCACUUGACCUCAACUACUCCACCCUCGAGCCCUUCGUUGUCUCUGGGCUCCCGCAAGAGCUCCAUGUGCUCCAUCAGCUCGUUAACCAGCAGCGGCAGCAGUGGGUCUUGCAAAAAUCAUCCUAGUCCAGCCAGGGGGCACCCUCACCACUGGCCCAGAUCGUUUUCUCAGCCUCUAGGAGGAAUCAACACUUGCCGAUCGAUAAUUAUUGACUCGGGAGGAGGAUACGGUAAUAAUGUUUCUAAAACAUUGAUGCUGCGUCGUCAUUUAUCUACUGGUAGCUCACGUGAUUCAGGUUUUACUUCUCAAGAUACGCUUAAUAAACAACCGACUGAACAGCAACGUGAGUAAAAUACUAAUACCGGAUCGACAAAUAUAAAUCAGCAGCAGCGUCCGCUCUCCAACGCCACAUAGCCCAAUUUACAAGAAACAGCCGCGGGUUAUGAGAGACAACCAUCCAAAGGACAGACAUCCAAUGAACGACCUCAUACUAUUUCAUCGGCUUACGAGAAGGCUGGUCAUAAGCGACCAGCGUUGAGUGUCUACACAUUCCAAGCGCCAGACUCAACAGGAUGUCACAGCCAACCUGCCUCACCUGUGUCUGCCAAUACCGUAGCGGUCAACCAAGCUCGCACACCGCCAAAAGCUGGCAAAGCUGCUAACGCCCCGAGACCCCCGAUUCCCAAUAGAUGCUCCAGUCUAGAGCGUUCUACGUCCACUUCACGGGUCAAUAAUGACGGUAAUGGUAAUCAACGUCCUGGUAAACCGAAAUUACCUUUGCCAGCGCAUUUAGCUAAAGAAUUAUUAGGAAAUCAAUUGGUUACCCAGCCGAUGUACGUAAACAUGCAUGAGUUGGCUAAUUUAGCAGCUAAUCGAGCGCAGGAAAUGCAAGCUCCUACUGUACGCAAUACUGCUGCUUCAUCAAACCCAAAUCUUCCUGAAAAGACUGAAUCAACAAUAACGCCGUUACCAAAAGAAGAUACACCUCAGCAACCAGAAACGAGCAAUUUAGAUAUGAGCGCAAUAUGUACAUUGCCUCGUUGUGGAUCAUUUCAGCAAAACAAGCCAGCACCGCCAACACGCUGAACUUCUACAAUAAUUACCUCAACGACAAGUAUUACUAAUACUCUCAAAGAGCGUACAAACUGCAGCAUUAGCGCGAGCAACCUUCUCCAAAUAGCCGGGCCUGACAGUGACUUCACCAUCUCGCCCUCGCCCCCAAACAUAGCCGACGAAACCGAGAACCUUCCUCCGCCUCCAGCAUUCUUAUUAGAAGGAAGUUCGUCAAUCGCGAGUCCUUAUCCCCCAGCUAAAAGAUCAAUAUCCGUUUCAGAGACAGUGAGAACACUUACUGAGCUGCGUCAUACCCCCGCAAGCCCGUCAUUCAUGCGUAAGCUGAUAGCUUAACAGGCACAACCUCCAGUAACACGUGUCACUAGAUCAGGUCCCGAGCAUUCGAGCUCCUCCAGGCGUGUAUCGACUUCCAUCAUUGAGUCAUCCUCAUCCGGGCACAGUUCUUCGAACACCACUUCGACUUUCAACUCCAGUCAGCAAAAUUUAAUCAGUGUUCUGAGUUCUAAACUCAGCAGCACUUCUAUCAACUCAACUGCCGGGGACUGCAGUCCCAAGUUGAUGCGCAAACAUAUCAUUUCUACCAGUGAAUUACAGAGCCAAACUUGUUCUGCUCCGCGACGUACCAGCGUUGGUUUUCUCGAGACCCUUAAUGCCAAAUUAGCGGCACAGAAACAACAACAGCGUCAGCAACAAAGUCAACAACAAGUACCUCAAAUACAUACUCACUUAAAAAGUACAGCCGCGACAUUAUCUACUCCUAAUAGAUCUGCAAGUGUUAGGCGAAUUAUGGCCAACAGAGUUCCUAUUCUAGAUCCGCUUCAAGUUAGAGAUUCAUUGAUGGAUCAGAUUAGACGCGGUACUUCUUUGCGUAAAACAACCGGUACUAUUAAUGAUCGUUCGGCUCCACAAAUAUAUUAAUUAUUAUUAUUAAUAAAUUAAUUCGUUGAUAAAUUAUACCCGUGUAAAAAUCAUAUGAUAUCAUCAUGAGAUUCAUUAUGAAUAAGGUAAAUGACCCAGUUAUUGACACUGGCCUAGUUAUUGACACGAAAUUUUAUUUUAAUUAAAAAAAAAAAAAUUAAC